UUUAAGUUCCUUAGUUUUUCAGAGCACUUCUGCCAAUGAUAAUUAACCAACAAGCUUGAACAGGAAGAUGCAUUAAGAGUUUAAACUAGAGAAGGCAAAAGGGCAAUUGGGUUGAUGAUGUUGAGAAGAUAGUAACAGACAAGGAGAGGGACGAAGGAGGACAAAGAUGAAGGAUCCCUCCGCCUUAUUAUUUUAAACUAAUAAGUUUUUAAAAUAUAUAGAUUGCCCUCCACCACCUAAACAAUACAUUAAUACUAAUUAAUCUUAAUAUUAUACAUACAAAUUAUUAUCAACUUUUGUAUUAUUCUAAUUCAUAUGUCUCUGUCAUCUUCCUCUCUAUGCUCCUGUAAUUUCCCAUCUUUGAAGUCAAACACAACUUGUCACCAACCCUUUUUUUCUUCAUAGCUUUAUAGUGUCGUUUUUUAUGCUCUUUCGCUGACAAAGAUUCCUCUAGGAUCAAGUCCUGAAAAGGUUUUGCAGGAUUUUAUGUUUUGGUUGUGAUCAAGUUUAUGCUUGGUGGAAGUUUACUGAGAGGCAAGUUGAUUCGAUUAUGAAUUUGUUAACUCAGUGGGGCCUGUGCCAUUUAAGAAGAGAUGAUGAUGGAGGGAUUGGAAAGUAGAUUUUCAAGACUUGUUGAAUGUUUCACAAUUUGCCUUAUUAUUCUGAUAGGAUCUACUUGUGCACAAAAAGGCAUUUUGAGUAUAGCAUGCUGUGCUGAUUCAAGUUCUAGCAACAGAAAUAUAAGUUGGGUACCCGAUGAUAAUUGGUUUCCUGAUCACACAAGUUGUAGAAGAAUUACUACACCUGUGGUACACUAUGCAACUUAUGAUAAAGUUCGUGCUUUCAACAUCAGUACAGGGAAGAGAUGUUACAAUUUUACAACAAAUAAAGAUCAAGUGUAUCUGAUAAGGGGCACAUUUCUUUAUGGGGAUAGAGAAGGGACACCUCUGGGAUCAUCUAUCAAUGUUUGGUUUGGUGUCACACCCUUAAGUGUGGUGAACUCUUCUGAGGACUCGGUGGUGGAGGGAAUUUUUAGAGCUGUUGAUGACCAAACUAACUUCUGCUUAGUGAAAAAUAAGGGGAAUCUUUACAUUUCACUGCUUGAAUUGAGGCCUUUGAAUGAGACAGAGUACUUAAAUGGGCAAUCUUCUAGUAUUCUGAAAGUUGUUGGUAGAUUUGAUCUGGGCAGAAGUGAUAAGGAGAACAGGUACCCUGAUGACCCUUAUGACAGAAUUUGGAUUCCAAAGUUAAAUUCUGAUCCAACGACCUCUAGCAUAUCCUCCAACACCAUUAUUUUCGGCAAUGCUAGUACAGUUACAGUGCCUUUCCAAGUUCUACAAACAGCUUUAAACACCAGCUCCGAUCAUUUGACAUUCCUCCAAACUGACCUUGACUUGGGGGAGUACAACUACACCAUCAACCUCUACUUUCUUGAGCUCAAUGACUCUGUUAAGAAUUCAGGCCAAAGGAUGUUUGAUAUUUACAUCAACAAGCAGAAGAAACAAGGCAAGUUUGACAUUUUGGCCGGUGGUUCCAACUAUGCAAAAGUUGUUUUAAAUGUCACUGCAAAUGGGUAUCUUAACUUGACCUUAGUUAAAGUCCCGAAUGGGUCUGAGUUUGGACCCAUUUGUAAUGCCUAUGAGAUCUUACAGAUGCGUGCAUUGGUUCAAGGGACUAACGAAGAGGAUGUGAAUGUGAUAGUGAAAGUGAGAGAUGAAUUAAAGAUGGACAACGAAAAAAUGGAAAUGUGGGAGAUUUGGUCAGGUGACCCUUGUCUUCCUAUUCCAUGGGAAGGCCUUACUUGCAACUCCAUUAAUGGCUCCUCUGUCAUCACCGAGUUAAAUCUUCCUUCAAGAAAACUUCAAGGAGUCUUUCCUCCCAGUAUCACUGAGCUGGUUCAUCUAGAAAAAUUGAAUCUGAGCUACAAUGAAUUUACAAAUGGGAUCCCACGAUUUCCAGCAUCCUCUGUCCUGAGAUCAGUGGACCUGAGUCACAAUGAUUUUAAUGGGAGUCUUCCAGAAUCUCUCAUCCUGCUUCCACAUUUGAAAACAUUAUUCUUUGGAUGCAAUCCUCAUCUUGACACUCCUUCAACUUUCAACAGCUCAAGAUUUACUACAGACAAUGGAACAUGCAGUAGUCAAGGAUCAACAAAGAAACGAAUUAUCAUUGGCUCUGUUGCAUGUGGAACCACGCUAUUUACUAUUGCAGUAGGAAUUGUUUUAUUUUGUUUUUGUAAGCGAAAACUCCUGGCUCGGAGAACAUUAGACGGGAAAAGAUACCCAAUGACAAAGAAUGUAAUAUUCUCACUCCCUAGCAUGGAUGAUGGUGUGAUGUCAAUUGCUAUACAGUCAUAUACUUUAGAGCACAUAGAGAAUGCAACACAAAAGUACAAAAUACUGAUAGGUGAGGGAGGCUUUGGAUCUGUGUACCGUGGCACCUUACCUGAUGGUCAAGAAGUGGCAGUGAAGGUUCGGUCUUCCACAUCGACUCAGGGAACUCGAGAAUUUGAGAAUGAGCUAAACCUGCUGUCAGCUAUUCGGCAUGAGAACCUAGUGCCUCUUCUUGGUUAUUGUUGUGAAAAUGACCAGCAAAUCCUUGUUUAUCCUUUUAUGUCCAAUGGCUCUCUUCAAGAUCGCCUUUAUGGAGAGGCAGCAAAACGGAAAACUCUGGACUGGCCGACCAGAUUGUCCAUCGCGCUUGGAGCUGCUCGAGGUUUGAUGUAUCUUCAUACAUUUCCCGGACGAAGUGUGAUACAUAGGGAUGUAAAAUCAAGCAACAUACUUCUGGAUCAUAGCAUGUGUGCAAAAGUGGCAGAUUUUGGUUUCUCCAAAUAUGCUCCACAAGAAGGAGACAGUGGCGUUUCUCUGGAAGUGAGAGGAACAGCUGGAUAUUUGGAUCCAGAGUAUUAUUCCACCCAGCAUUUAUCAGCCAAGAGUGAUGUCUUCAGCUUUGGUGUUGUUCUACUUGAAAUCAUCAGUGGUCGAGAGCCUCUGAACAUAAAAAGGCCACGGAAUGAGUGGAGUUUAGUUGAAUGGGCAAAACCCUAUAUAAGGGAAUCAAAGAUUGAGGAAAUUGUAGAUCCCAGCAUCAAGGGAGGGUACCAUGCAGAGGCAAUGUGGAGAAUGGUGGAGGUGGCAUUGGCAUGUAUCGAGCCCUUCUCUGCAUAUCGACCAUGCAUGGCAGACAUCGUGCGCGAGCUGGAAGAUGCUUUGAUUAUAGAGAACAACGCAUCUGAAUACAUGAAGUCCAUAGACAGCAUAGGAGGGUACAGCUUGGGAGGAUCCAAUCGUUACUCAAUAGUGAUGGAGAAAAGAAGUAUAAUUCCACCAACUCCAAGUCCAACUGAACCAUCACCUGUUAACACACAAGACCUGGCUCCUCCAGAACCCAGAUAGUAAAAGGUGGAAGAGAUGUUCAUAAUCUAGCAAAUCACCAUUUCAACCAUUUCAUUUGAUAAAUUACUAGAAGAGAAUGAGGAAAAUUCCAGUGUUAUUUGCUUUUUAUUCUAUAAACUUUAGGUUACAGAAUCAACAUUUUACUAAGGUUUGAUGGAUAUUGAAAUGGGUAUUGUUUUCUCUCUCCUAUUUACCCAGCUCAGUUGCAAAUACUGAGCCAAUUCCAACCCGGAAGAUCUACGUGAAGACCUAACUUCACAAUUGCAUUCGUGCAAUGCCGGAGUUCAAUAUUGAGAUAAAGACUGAAGUUGAACAGUUUUUUGUAAUUAAUUAGAUGAUGCUACCUGUCCAGAGGAAACCUGGACAUUACAGGGUGUGAUGCAGAUUGAAAUUUCUCUCUAAAUUCAAAGGCCAGUAGUAUCAACUCCCCUUUAUUUAA
Molecule: messenger RNA, 3834 nt
Organism: Mangifera indica (mango)
Lineage: Eukaryota; Viridiplantae; Streptophyta; Magnoliopsida; Sapindales; Anacardiaceae
Product: nodulation receptor kinase-like
Exons: 15
Coding region: 594-3395 (933 amino acids)
Biological process (GO): protein phosphorylation
Molecular function (GO): ATP binding; protein binding; protein kinase activity
Source: RefSeq, a predicted model, not a curated record